CGACGCUCCGCCCCGGCGCGGCCCCGCCCUCCCAGCUCGCCGGCGCCCUCCCCUCGCCGGGGGCUGCGAGUUGCGUUUGGUAAAACCCAACCCUGGAAUAUAUAGAUCACUGGAGCGCAAUGAAGUAGCUUUUGGCGAGGGAGGGAGGGAGGGGGGCCUGGACAGUCACAGAGGCCAGUGCACGGCGGCGGUGGCACCUUCCUUCUGGCAUCCCGGUCGCCCGGCCCGCGAGGAGGCAGCGGCGGCCGCAGGCGCCAGCAGAGGAGGCGGCGGAGCAACGAGCAGAGGCUAGGCGGACCGGCAGGAGCGCGCGGCCGGGGCCACGCAUCUCCACACUUGCACACCAACUCCCGCGCCUUGCACCCUCGAGACCCGGGCUAGGGCUCGGAGAACCUCGGUGAAGCUAGAGGGAUCCAGCUCCGGAGCUCGGCCAGCUCCGUUCUGAGCCUCCCGGGCGCUGGUUCUCCGCGCCGGGGUCCCCGCUUCUGCGCUCCGGACGCGUCUCCCGGACAGCCGGGUCCCCGCGGCCCGGACAAAGCCAUGAAGCCGGCGCUGCUGGAAGUGAUGAGGAUGAACAGAAUUUGCCGGAUGGUGCUGGCCACUUGCUUGGGAUCCUUUAUCUUGGUCAUCUUCUAUUUCCAAAGUAUGUUGCACCCAGUCAUCCGGCGGAAUCCCUUUGGUAUGGACAUCUGCUGCCGGAAGGGAUCUCGAAGUCCACUGCAGGAACUGUACAACCCCAUCCAGUUGGAGCUGUCCAACACUGCCAUCCUGCACCAGAUGAGACGGGACCAAGUGACAGACACCUGCCGGGCCAACAGUGCCAUGAGCCGAAAGCGCAGGGUGCUGACCCCCAAUGACCUGAAGCACCUGGUGGUGGAUGAGGACCACGAACUGAUCUACUGCUAUGUGCCCAAGGUGGCGUGUACCAACUGGAAGAGGCUCAUGAUGGUCCUGAGCGGCCGGGGCAAAUACAGCGAUCCCAUGGAGAUCCCAGCCAACGAGGCCCAUGUGUCGGCCAAUCUGAAGACCCUCAACCAGUACAGCAUCCCAGAGAUCAACCACCGCUUGAAAAGCUACAUGAAGUUCCUGUUCGUGCGGGAGCCCUUCGAGAGGUUGGUGUCAGCCUACCGCAAUAAGUUCACGCAGAAGUACAACACCUCCUUCCACAAGCGCUAUGGCACCAAGAUCAUCCGUCGCCAGCGGAAGAACGCCACGCAGGAGGCCCUUCGCAAGGGAGACGAUGUGAAGUUUGAGGAGUUCGUGGCCUACCUCAUUGACCCACACACACAGCGGGAGGAGCCCUUCAACGAGCACUGGCAGACCGUCUACUCCCUCUGCCACCCUUGCCACAUCCACUAUGACCUCGUGGGCAAGUAUGAGACGCUGGAGGAGGACUCCAAUUAUGUGCUACAGCUGGCAGGAGUGAGCGGCUACCUGAAGUUCCCCACCUAUGCAAAAUCCACCAGAACUACGGACGAGAUGACCACGGAGUUCUUCCAGAACAUCAGCGCCGAGCACCAGACACAGCUGUACGAAGUCUAUAAACUGGACUUUUUAAUGUUCAAUUACUCAGUGCCAAACUACCUGAAGUUGGAAUAAAGGGGUAAGGGGGUGGUUGGGGAGAGGGAGAGAAUCCUGCUUUUUAAUUUAAGAUUUUUAUUUGUCAAAAGAAUUCUAUGGAUACUGGGUUAUUUUGUAAGUUAAUAUGUCUUUGUGGGGGAUGCUGCAAGCGGCAUGGUAAGAAUUAUUUAAAUCCUCCAUGGGAAAGAACGGCUGUCUUCACAGGGGAGCAGGGGGUGGAGCGUCCCUGUUUUUUAGAAGCGGAAACUGCAACACCGUCUCCAAGGUGUCUUUGUGUUCUGGUGAAUUCCACAAACUGUGCAUUCCGUAAAGUCUAAUGAUUCUUAUUUAUAGUUAUUUAAAUGUAGUCUCUAUAUAGGUUUUGGGGGGGGGGGCAACAGACUGCUCGUGUCUUUCUAGAAGAAAAAAAAAAACGGUCUGUGCUUUGCUGCCUAUGGAUUGUUUAGGGGCUGUGACUGUCUCCCCAGUAACCUCCCCUAGAAUUGCAUGGUGACAGCUGCUGGCAUGUGUGGAUGCCACCAUUCAAGAAACCCUGCUAGAAAUAAGCAAAUCAUCCUUGCACUAAGAAACAGGUGGGAGUGGUUCACACUGAUUGCUAGCAACCCCAAAGUACCUUGCAGUACAGAAAUGCAAAUUUUAACCCAAGGAGAGAGUGGAUAAUAGCGAUUUUCUGUUCACCAAAAUUAGCGGUCUAUAAGAAUAGGCUUUUUGUGGAAAUUUAUAACCAGCACGUGCCAGAUCUAGUGAAGGCAGAAUGACUGUCACUUUAUAUUUGAUAAAUAUUUAUUGAGCACCUACUGUUUUCCAGGCUUGACUGCAGGUAGAAUAUUGAGUGAACCCAUUAGCCUUGGCCCUCAACAAGCUUUAUGUGAACACAGGACAGGUAUACAGCUCAACAGUGAACCAGCCCCCAUCCUUGUGGUCCUCACUUAGGGUGUUGACUAUUCUCAAGUGGCCCAGAGAGGCCAUGACCCUAGCAAAUUUGCAUUCUCCUACAGCUCAAAUUUGAAAACUCCACAUUUGGAUCAGUCCACUUAACUAGCUAAGCAACCUAAGUUCAUUGCCCAACACAAGAAACAGUAGAAACCUUUUUGAUCAUGUAUGUCUACUGCAGUUAGAUGCCUGUAAGCCUCAGUAUUCUCCAGGCACAAAUGGAGGAGUGCUGUGAUUGAUUAGCGAUGUCUGCCUUGGGUAAGGGAAGGGGAACAUUUCUCAAGUGCCUCCUACUGUGAUUGCCAGUCCACAUCUCCUGCCUGCCACUUUAAGUGUACUGCAUAUGUCUGGAGACGUACAAAGAUCCCGCCUGAAGGUAAAGAAGGUUAAAAGUGGACUGUUGGUACCCACAGGCACGUGCACACCCUCCCAUGUCCUGCAUUGACAGAGCAUCCAGGACAGCCACCCAGGAUCUUAACCCAUGCUCCCUCUCCUCCAGAAUGCUGGAAACUUGGUGUUUCUGGUUCCUUGCUGAUCAACACCCAGACCUAGUUCUCAUUUCUAGUCAUUUCUGAGGCCUCUCAGUUGACAUUUGAGCCACACUCCUGUUAACAGCCAGUGUCUAGGUGGGUAGCAGAUGCUGUAUAUAAUAGUUCUAAUGAUAGGGGAGGGUGUGGGGUGUAAAUUUUGCUUUUUGUGCUGUUAGUUGGUUUUGUUUGUGUGGUUUUUGUUUUGAUGCAGUGUGGAGUGAAGGGGUGAGAAUAUUCUGAAAAACAAAAAAAAUGAAUAAUUUAUUCACAGAAACUAUUAAAAUGGUAUUGUCAGGCUCACAGCGAGCCAAAAGCAGCAGUAGUUGCUGCUCUGUUUCACUGAGGAAACUACUUUAUUUAAUGUGAGGGAAAUGUGCACCAGAGCAGCUGACUGAAGCUAUUUAUAAAACGCAGGUACCUUCCCCAGUUUCUCUCCUCUCACCUCUGAUAGAUAGGUUUAUGUCAUGUAUUUGACCAAGAACAGUGACAGACUUUGGCUGUCCCUGGAAUAGAGAGGGGACUCCUUUCCUCAGAAACUGGCCUUCUGCUGAUACAACGGUCUGUGUGAUGUUGCUGAUGCAUGUUCCACAGAGCCCAGGCUCUGUAGGGUAUCAGUUUGGAGGGGUUUGUGGUCACAUAUUCUUAGGAAACAAAAUUAAGUCAGGUUCCUCUCUGCAGGACUUUUCAGGGCCUUGAAUACAUGGUCUGCCUUGUGAAUCCAGGAGAAAGCAGCAUUUCUUGGCUGUAUGACCUGGGUGUCCUGUAUGGCAGAUGCGUCUUAGCUGGUAUUUCACACAGUAGCCUUUGGUGAGGGUGAUCUAGCCUGUCUGAGGUCUGCAAAGAUUGACAACUGCCUCCCAGAACCUCCACAAACAGGCAAGCUGAAACAGCACCACAGCAUCUGUCUGGGAAAUUUGAAAUGAAUUACGCUUUACCUAAGUAGGAUGGCUCCAUCUGGAUGCUGCCCCAGACAGCCAUCCUGCCCCUCCACACACGGGAGGAAAGUCUUGGGUGCUGUGGAGGGCGAAGGUGGUGUAAGGACACAAAUAAUAGCCCUCACUUUCUGGCCUGAAAGGCCGCUCAGUGGGGACCAUGGCCUCGUGACAAACACUUCUCACUUCCACCCACAGUUUGGAACCAUGUGCUUCGGGGGGGGGGGGGGGGUUGGAACGGAAAUUCAUGUUGAUUUUCGCGUUUUGCGAUUUUUGUUUGUCUUUUGUCUGUGGUACAGUGCUGUGUGAAGAUGGCAGUUCCUCCGGUCCUCUCUCUAAAGUGAGAACAAUUUUUAUUCAGGGGACUAUGGAUCAUCACCAUGCUUCUGGGAUGAGGGCUCUCUCUUCUGUUUUGUGUUCACAUUUUGUUUUCUAGUGACAAUUUUAAAAAAUAUGUAUUGGUUUGACUGUUUUGUAGGAUGUAGAAAGUAUUCUGUGUCCCUGGCUAAAGACAUCCAUUGGUGAAGUGUGCUUGGAAACCCAAGUGUUUUCUACAGGAAAAUGUUGACAAGACUUUCUCUUGCAUGCCUCUCAUGCUUAGCUAGGAAAAGGAGCUGCCGGUAUCCCGGCUCUGAGCCACUGUUCUAAGGUGCAGCUGUGUUUUUAGGACCAGGUACAGUCAAGUAGAAUGACAAGAACGUGCCUGCUUAGCCUACCCCUUUGUUGGAAAUGUCUAGACUAUCAGCCACAGGGGUCCCUGCCUACAGCCUCUCCAGCCUCCCCUGCCUCAGUACCCUUCUCAGCUGGUCUGGGAAGCAGGGCAGCCCAUUGUCCGGGUCUCAGAGGGACCACCUGGUUCCAAGAGCAAGCCUUUCUCUCAUGCUUGUUCAGCCAGAAGGAGAAUUGUGGGAACCAGAAAUUUCAUUCUGGCCAGCCCUCUGGAGCACACAAGUCUAGUCUGGGCUCAGAGAGAGCUCCCGUGCCUUGCGCAAGGCCCGAGGACACUUAGGAUAACAAUUGCAUUACUAUCCUGCUUCAACUGACAAAACCACAGGGACUUUGCUUACUUUCCUACUUGCUUCCUCUGCCCAGGCCUCCUCUGUAUACACACACACAUGCACACAUGGAUGUGCACAUACAUACAUGCA
Onychomys torridus (southern grasshopper mouse) is the source of this 5124-nucleotide messenger RNA. RefSeq names its product carbohydrate sulfotransferase 11 (gene Chst11). Gene Ontology annotation, biological process: proteoglycan biosynthetic process; carbohydrate biosynthetic process. Gene Ontology annotation, molecular function: sulfotransferase activity. NCBI's taxonomy places the organism in Eukaryota, Metazoa, Chordata, Mammalia, Rodentia, Cricetidae. Gene Ontology annotation, cellular component: membrane. The transcript has 3 exons. The record is from RefSeq and is a predicted model, not a curated record. Bases 541 to 1599 code for a protein of 352 amino acids.